AUGGCUCGGAGCGUCUCCUGCUUGCUGCUCGGCCUCUUGGCCAGCGCCAGCGCGCUUUCGCUCGGCGCGCGGGCUGCCCCGGCGGCCGCCGCCCGCGGCUGCCCGACGAUGAUGGCGGCCGCUGCCUUCCGCACUGGCGACAUGGUCAAGAUCCUUUCGGGAGACGACAAGGGCGCCGUCAUCUCGCUCGACCGGAAAACGAACAAGGUUGUCGUCGAGGGAGUCAAUGUGCGCACCAAGCACGUCAAGCCGAUGAAGGAGGGCGAGCAGGGCCGGCUGCUCAAGCGCGAGGUUGCCGUGCACCUUUCCAACGUCGCGCCGUCCGAUGAGCCCGCGCCGGCAGAGGCUGCAGCGCCGGCCGCCGAGUAG
This is a messenger RNA of Emiliania huxleyi CCMP1516, 369 nucleotides long. RefSeq lists its product as hypothetical. Gene Ontology annotation, biological process: translation. The transcript has 3 exons. Bases 1 to 369 code for a protein of 122 amino acids. Lineage: Eukaryota; Haptophyta; Isochrysidales; Noelaerhabdaceae. The record is from RefSeq and is a predicted model, not a curated record. Gene Ontology annotation, molecular function: structural constituent of ribosome; RNA binding. Gene Ontology annotation, cellular component: ribosome; mitochondrion.